AUGGGAAAACGCAAGAAGAGUACACGCAAGCCUCAGGGCCCCAAGAGGAACGAGCCCCUGGCCACCCAUUUCACCUGCCUGUUCUGCAACCACGAGAAAGCGGUCACUGUCAAGAUGGAUAAGAAAGCUGGAGUUGGUGAUCUGAAGUGCACGGUGUGCGGGCAGUCAUACCAGUGCGGUAUCAACUACCUCUCAGCGCCAAUCGACGUCUAUAGUGAAUGGGUCGAUGCAGCUGAUGCGGUCGCGAAGGACGAUAUGGCUGCCAGAGCAGCUGGAAAGGGCGAUUCGGCUUCCGGCCACCGCGCUGGCGCGAGACGACCUGUCGCGAACCGUGAUGCUGAUGACGAGGACGACCGUAGAUACGAGGGAGAUGGGAUCGUGGAUGAUGACGAGGAGUAUUGA
Messenger RNA from Anthostomella pinea, 402 nucleotides. NCBI's taxonomy places the organism in Eukaryota, Fungi, Ascomycota, Sordariomycetes, Xylariales, Xylariaceae. The record is from the annotation of a GenBank genome assembly.